This is a messenger RNA of Amyelois transitella, 4203 nucleotides long. Its product is annotated as cilia- and flagella-associated protein 61. The record is from RefSeq and is a predicted model, not a curated record. The transcript is spliced from 29 exons. Lineage: Eukaryota; Metazoa; Arthropoda; Insecta; Lepidoptera; Pyralidae.
AUGUCUAUAUUCUUCGAUUUCGACGUAGGGCCGACUGGUAGAAGAUUUCGAAGGGCGGUGGAAGAAGACAAAUAUGAUAUUGAGAAGUUUUGUGAUCGGACGCUAACGGAACCACUUUUUGGAGAUGCUAACAUUGGCGCUUUGAUUGAACUAUCCACACUAGCCAUCUGCAUGAUCAACGCGGAUAAGGAAGUAGCUGGGUUCAUGGCGUUCAACGACCAUCCCGUCCAGGUGGCCAUAGAGGCGUCUGAUUGGGAAAUGUGGGUUAGGAACAUGUUCCAUCGUUUCUACCUAUCCCGGAAUACCUUCUUCAUCCACUUCAUGUGCUGUGCGGAUGGAGUCAUAGAUUACUUCGUGCAUGAAGCCCUGACCUCCGUCUUCGUCAAUGACGCUUAUCUGAAGAAUAUUUUGCUACUUGUGACCAAGGGCUGUCCGAAAGAGUCCUACGCCAAAUACAACGUGUUCAGAAACAACAUCACGUACAAAUUUAACGCUAAAUGCAUUACUGACGACAAUCUAGGAAUCUUUAUGUUCGCGGCGCAGAGUCAAGACUUUUGCCCCCAACUUAAACUGCGAAGGGCUGUUGAGGAAGACAAUGACGAAAUAGUGGAAAUUCUAGACAAGAAAUGCAGAAAAUUGAAAGAGCUUUAUGGCGACUAUUAUAUUGCUGAGUUGGUUGGCCAUCACCCAGAUACUAAAAGACGAAUCAUAGUUGCCGAGCAAAAAGACAGAUCUGUAGCGGGUGUGAUGUGCCUCAACUCUGAAAUUAACUAUGAGAAACUACAGAAGAAUUAUGACCUCAAACCUUUUUAUGGUCUGACGAAGACCACGCCACUAGAACGAGAGAAUAUGAAAAGAAGUAACAAACUGCUUAGCACAUUUGGAGAACCAGUCAUGUGCGGAAAAUGGAGCCCAUUUAGUCGCAUGGUCAAAUUGAAAACUGUUCCACAAGACAUAAGACAAAAGAAAAAAGAAGUUAAACCUAAAAGUAGUCGUGUUAACUUCGUUCGAGCGAUGAACCGUGCUAGCGUAGACGAUCGAAAGUCCUCAGACGCCAGUUCCAAAUUCGCCAUAGCGUCGACUAUAUCCGUUCAGUCCCAAAUGACAGCCGCGUCUAUAAUGGCCAUGUUGGACGAAGAGCCACUCGACUAUGAAAUCGUCAAUAUCGAUGAAGGAUUACUUGUAAUUCCUGAAGAAUUUCCGUUAGAUGAAGUGAAUGAGUCUGAAGUAAAAAACACGUCACUGGCUGAGACAUCUUCAAAAAAUGAGAAAAGUCCCGAAAAUAAAACUGAAGCGAUAUCAAAGAAACAAUUUCAAAAUCGAGAAAAGAAAAAAGGUAUAUUAGCCAAAGGUGGGGUGACCGUCAAGCGAGCUCCUUUUCCAGUCUUGUAUUACGGACAACCCAACGCUUUUAUGAUAGAGUUGUUUGGACUCAGAGACGGCGUACACGAGAGGCAUGCUUUUGACUUAUUGGAAGCCGCCUUCGAAGUGAUGAAGGAUUACGACUAUUGUAUCAUCGAGAUACCUUUAGAAGAGCCGGCAUUUUCUUUGUUGCAACAUUUUUGUUACGUGCCGACAAGGGGUGAUGUUUGUACUGAUACAGCUUUGUAUGUGGCACAUAGAAAUGCAAUUUUUGGAAAAAUCCGAGUACGCGAGGCGGAAAUGGCGGACAUGCCACAGAUAUCUCAAGUGAUGCACGACGUGGAGGGCAAAGACACGAUCUGGACCGUUGAGAACACGCUGAUGAAAGGCAAGGAGAACCGCGUGUUCGUCAUGAUGUGCGGCCACAGGGUCGUGGGCUUUGGGAUCGUUGAGCCUCCAGAACAAAUCGACUUCAUCCGAACGAAGUUCCUUCUAGAGACUUACCACAUUCACAAGUACCACACCAACAAAGAAGUGGAAUGUGGCUUCGCAACUCUGAAGACUGCGAUGGUGUACCGCGUGUUUGAGCAGCAUUACAGGUUCUUUGCCAGGGAUAUGAUGAGGCUGUCUGGAAGUAACACCCUGCUUUGGUUGACUGGGUAUAGGAACAAAUGGAUGGCAUACAAGGCAAACAUCUUGGCAUCACUCAUGAUACCGCUAAUGCCAAGGAAAAAUGAGAUUGAUUACUUAGAAACAACAGAACUGAAGAGGAUUGCUGCGUUGAGCAAGAAUAUAAUUGGUUUCACGACGUGGUUUCUAAGCAAAAAGUAUUGUAGCAUUCCUAUGCUAAACGUGAACGCAAGAAUAGUCGUGGUAGGCGCCUCUAGAACUGCACUGGCUUUUAUAGAUAAAUUGUUGUUCAGUGAAUCCUGCGCAUACUUGUCAUUCAACAAUGUGUAUCUAAUAUCCCCGUCGGCCAUACCCCACAUGCCGAAAAGGUGUAGUUCUACAGAUCACAUGUUUAAUAAAUACAGCACCAGCUCAGAUAAAUAUAUAAGAAGUGUGCCUUACACUUAUUAUGUGAAUACCGUCCGUGGCACUCUUGUGGGAAUUGACAAGCAACACAAAUUUGUAACUGUAUCUAACGGUGGCAGGAUAUACUAUGACUAUCUCUGUCUUAUGUUCGGAAAGCAGUACCAGCCGCCUGAUUAUUUCGAAAAGGUUUUGGAAAACGAACGCCGACAAAUUCAUGGUGAACCUUGCAAAUACAAACGCUUAGACGUCCCGAACUUAACCGAAGAGGUUCGGAUGACUUCGGAAUACCUACCGGAGAAUGUGUUUGUGGUGAACUCUUACGUGGAAUCUUCUAGAGCCAUCAACUAUGUCUUUAGGUUCACUUUGGCCAAUGAUAAUUAUACGAACUACGAUUACAAAAUUAUAGUAUACGGAGCGACUAUACACGCAUAUUGCUGUCUAACUGCGCUUAUAGAAAUCAAUGUUCCUACUGAAAAUAUUAUAUUUGUGGAGCCCUUCCCGCCAGAAGACGAACGGGAGACCAGGGUAUCAAUAUUCUGUAACCAAUAUGUAGACCAAACAAUUCAAGAGGUACUUACCAAUCUUAACAUCACAGUAUACCGUUCAUACUAUUUCUUGGACUGGACUGUGGAUGGAAACAACUUGGUCAGUCAUGUGCAGUUCCUCUCGCAUUUCAAGAGGAUCAGCCUCCAAUGUUCUGCGUUCUUCUAUUAUGGAAAGAAGGGCAUCAAUCCUCAAGCGUUUGUAGCUAUCAACAAAAGUGGUAUUGCGUACAAUGAUGGGAUUCUAAUCGACCACGAGUUUCGUACUAAGAACCCUAGCGUGUACGCCGCCGGCCCGGCCACCAGGUACUAUGGGAAGUACUUCGCUGAUGACAGACAACACAAGUAUUAUGAUUCUUACGAGAUCGGUGCUAAGCUUGGCGAAAUAAUAAGAAACAAACUUGAUCCAUUAUUCAAGCCAAAAGAGCAUAAGAAGAGUUCAUCUUAAAAAAUAUAUGUAACUCUCAAAAAAGCCACUCUUAAACCUAUUGCGUUACACAAAAAUAUAUCGAUCCCAAGGGAAGAAGAUACAUCCAUUGGAGACAUACCCUCGCUGAAGAAGCCUGUGGUGACCUGCUGCAUGCUCCCUGGCGGUCUGCAGUUCCUGGACGUGCGGUCUCCGGGCAAAAAGUGCCCGCACUAUUACGUACAUUCUCUGCAUUACAACGGAUACGUAUUAGAGACAUACAAGAAAGGCUACUUCAAACUCCACCUGGAUAUGAACUUGGUGGUCGACGGCGUAACCUGUCUCAGUCCUGUUACAUACUCGUUGGAGAACUUUAAGAAUCUAUAUGGAAAACCUACCAAUGUCUUGAACAAUGUUUAUGUGAAAUUUGUUACGAAACGAAUUGACGACUUUUACGAUUAUUUCCGUCAGCCGUGGGCGCAGUUCCUAUACAUAGACCAUGUUGAUGAGCUGUUCGCGAUGGUGAAAGAACUUAAUCCAAAAAAAACAAAAGACGCCGAUCCAAAUGACAAUCUGAACAUCAUAGGAGAACCAAAGGAGCCAAUAUUGCCACGUCCUCAGAUCGCAUCAGCAAAAAGUCGUAUAUUCGACAAAAUCCGACCAGACUAUCAGCACUCAGCCAACAUCGACGCCAUUAUAGAUUACGUAUUCGAAUGGAUAGAUCAACACGAUAUCUUGCUGCCCAUGUAUUUGCAUCCGUCGAGACGACAGCUUUUCAUGGGGGACAUUUAUUCCCAUCCGGCGUUCUAUAAGAAGAGGACUAGUGUAACAAAGUUGAUGGAAAUGAUAUUGUACUGA